This is a messenger RNA of Entrophospora candida, 597 nucleotides long. The record is from the annotation of a GenBank genome assembly. Lineage: Eukaryota; Fungi; Glomeromycota; Glomeromycetes; Entrophosporales; Entrophosporaceae.
AUGAUCAUUAUUAACCACAAUUUAUCUUCAUACAUAUCUUUACCAUCAUCAACAUUACCAUCAAAACAAAAUUUGAAGACAAUAUCAACUGAUCAUUUUAAAGAUCUGGAAAAUUCUAUUGAUAAUCCAAAUACAAGAAUCACAAUUGCUUCACGAAAUCCAAAAAUUGAUGAUCUUCGUAAAUUAGGCAAUCAAAUUUGUCCACCUGUAUCAAUAUCAAUUUCGUCAGAUCGAUCAUCAUCAUCAGAUCAAUUAUCGGAAAUAUGUAAAGAUGCAAAUCUUGUUAUCAAUCUACCUGGAAUAAUGCAUGAAACACCUUCUGAAAAUAUUACUUUUGAAAAUGUUCAACAUCAAGGUGCUCGUAAUGUUGCCAAAGCUGCUCACCAAAAUAAUGCUCGCCUAAUCCACAUUAGUGCUAUCGGUGCAGAUCCUAAUAGUGAUAUUCCUUAUGCCAAAACUAAGGGGUUGGGAGAAAUUGCAGUACGUGAAGAAUGUCCUGAUGCAAUAAUCUUUCGUCCAAGUAUAAUAUUUGGCCCUGAAGAUGAUUUUUUUAAUGUAAGAAGAGGAAGAAGCAAAAUGAUAUCGAAAGAACCUUAA